This is a messenger RNA of Linum trigynum, 4058 nucleotides long. The record is from the annotation of a GenBank genome assembly. NCBI's taxonomy places the organism in Eukaryota, Viridiplantae, Streptophyta, Magnoliopsida, Malpighiales, Linaceae.
CAUUGUUAUUAAGUUAAAUUUAUGUGUUAUUAAUGAUAAUGACGAUUGAAAGUGUUAACAUAAGAUACGUCAUUUAUAAUUAGAACUUUCCCACCAUGAAAGGAUGAGAGCUAUCCAUGUGCUGAUGUGGCAGUAAUUUAGUUUUGAAUAAUACCUAAAGCGAAGAUGAAAGACAAUGGUAGAUCAAGUAGGGCAAUUUACAACCCUGCCACCAUAAUAUGAAAGUACUUAAGAAAUGGAAAGAAGAGUAGAACCCGACCAGUUAAUCACAAGCAGCCAAAUAUCGUUGGAGAAGAGAGGUCAGUCAUCAGCUGCGGAUCACGGGAGAAUAGGGAGUUGUCGAUAAUACUUGGCUUGGGUUACUUCGUAUUCGCAAUGAAAAGAACUUUUUUGCCAAUAGGAACAAUAUAUUGCAAUUUACAACUACUCAAUUGUUUCUCAUCUAAUUGCUGCCUCUUGUAACUGACGCAAUGAAAAAAACUCUAUAUGUCUUACCAUUUUCCUUACAUGUUGAUGUAUCUAUGCAUAAAAUAGUAGAGAAGAUAACAGAAAUGCUAGAAAUCUCAAAAUUUUGAGUAAAUAAGAAAAGAGUUUUGUUUGUUUUAUAGGGUUUAACCCAAUUUCUAUCUUUUAUUUUUUCCAAUUUCCAAUUUUAUUUAGAUCAUCUACACUGGAAAAUCAAUAGAAACAAACCAAAAGAUUGCAUUCAUUGUUAUUAACUUAAUGCAUAUUUUAAUGAUAAUAAUGAUGAUUUUAAGUGUAAGGAAAAAAUUUAUAAUUAUAACAUGUCUACCAUGAAGAAUUAGAGUCAUCCAUGUGCUUAUGUGGCAAAGAUUUAGUUUUGAAUUCCUAUAAUAUUAAGUAAGGAUAAGGAUAAAGUAAAUUAAAUAAUUUAUUUUUCAAAGAUAAUUGAAUGUCAAAUGUUUAUUUUCUCUCUUUUCAUAUAUAUUUUGUUUAAUCGAUAAAAACAUUAUUUUUUAUGUUUAUGUUUGUUUAAUUUUUUUCAUCAAAAUGUAAAUUAUCAUUCAAUUUUAGUAAAAAAGAGUAUAAAAUUUUAUUCUUAAGGUUUAAUCAGAAAUUUUUUAUUUAAACAUAUAUGGUAUAUGUGACUCUCUGUUUUCUUAUUUAUAUUUUGUUUUCUGGACAAAAAAAAUAUUAUUUAUGUGUGUUUUGGUUAAGUUUAUCAACAUAUAACUUAUUAUUAAAGCAAAAAAAAAAAUACAUGGAUAAAUGAAAAAGAAUAAUUGGAUAAAAGAAAUGGAAAUAUUAAAGAAGAGAGAGGUAGCUCCAUAAAUACAUUAAUUUGGUUUACUUCGUAUUCGCAAUGAUAAGAACUUUUUUUGCCAAUAGGAACAAUAUAUUACAACUACUCAAUUGUUUCUCAUCUAAUUGCUGCCUCUAUAUGUCUUACCAUUUUUCUUACAUGUUGAUGUAUCUAUGCAUAAAAUAGUAGAGAAAAAAACAGAAAUACUAGAAAUCUCAAAAUUUUGAGUAAAUAAGAAAAGAGUUUUGUUUGUUUUAUAGGGUUUGACCCAAUUUCUAUCUUUUAUUUUUUUCAAUUUUAUUUAGAUCAUCUGCACUGGAAAAUCAAAAGAAACAAACCAAAAGAUUGCAUUCAUUGUUAUUAACUUAAUGCAUAUUUUAAUGAUAAUAAUGAUGAUUUUAAGUGUAAGGAAAAAAUUUAUAAUUAUAACAUGUCCACCAUGGAAGAAUUAGAGUCAUCCAUUUGCUUAUGUGGCAAAUAUUUAGUUUUGAAUUCCUAUAAUAUUAAGUAAGGAUUAGUUUCUUUUACCAAGAAACGUGGCUAGCUGAUGAUCUAUCAAUGUAGAGAGAAGCAAAUUUUAGCACAUGGAUUCUAUAUUUAGCUUGUAGGAAAAAACCAUUCAUUGGGUACAUAUUCUUUCUUCUGUUUCGUGUAACAACUUGCAGGAAAACACAUAAAAAGGCCAUUGUUGGAUGAACGGUGAAAAGGGUGAAGAGAAGUGUCAACCUUAGUUUAGUCCCUGAAAAAUCUCCCUAAUCCUGGUAUUUGUCUGACCCUCGCCAUAGCUCCCCAGAAUUAAGGAUCUAUCCCAUAUUCCCCCUUCCCAUUCUCCAUAUCUCUUGCAUCAUCCCAUUUUCCAUUUUGUUCUUCCUUGUUUCUCCCCAAGCUCCUUUGGCUGUCUCUUUCUUUCAGGACAUCACCAUGGCGAACUCGGCAUCAGGAAUGGCGGUCCAAGACGACUGCAAGCUGAAGUUUCUGGAACUAAAAUCAAAGAGGAACUACAGGUUCAUCGUGUUCAAGAUUGAGAACCAGCAGGUGGUUGUGGAGAAACUGGGGAGCCCAGAGGAGACAUACGAGGAUUUCACCAAGUGCCUCCCUGCCAACGAGUGCCGUUAUGCUGUCUAUGACUUCGAUUUCACCACUGAUGAGAACUGCCAGAAGAGCAAGAUCUUCUUCAUUGCAUGGGCACCUGACACAUCGAAGGUGAGAAGUAAGAUGGUGUACGCGAGCUCGAAAGACAGAUUCAAGAGGGAACUUGACGGGAUUCAAGUAGAGUUACAAGCAACCGAUCCCAGCGAAAUGAGUCUUGACAUUGUCAAAGGCCGAGCUCUUUAGACACACACACAGACAGACUCCAUCAUCAGAAGUUGUCCAAGUUUUUAUAAUGCUACAGAAAAAUAUAUGUUCACUCACACGCCACCAUUAAAUUCAUUCAUUGUGGAGCGUCUCUCCUCUCUUCCACCCUUUCUCUUGCUACUUGCCCCGCCCACCAUUGUUUUCCUUUUUUCUUUUGUGUUGUUCAUCAAUGGGGUUUAGUUAUAUUUUUCUCGGGGAACCCUUUGUUUCAUGGUUUCCUUGAGUUUCUUAUACUGAUGUAAUUUUUCAUUUUGUCAUGUUAUACAUACUCUUCUCUUCUUUGUCAUCAAAGUCACUUCUCCUGCCUUAAUGUUCUUAACUUUGCUGCUGAAGAAAGAAAGAAAAACCAGUAGUGUUGUCACCAAUGCUCUUUUAUGGGUUUGAUUGAUUCAUGACUCUAAUGUUUGCUGCUGAAGAAAGGAACCCAGUAGUGCUGUUACUAAAAGCUAUUUCAUAGGUUUGAUUGAUUCAGCCCAGUUGCCUAAUUGUUGCAUAUACACUUUUGAUAUGCAAUCUAUGGGGGAUUAACAAAAGAAACAGGCCAAGUUGUUGCUAUUAACAGAGUGCUAAGUUUUCAGAAAUGUUGAUUUAAAUAUGCAAAUAUUGUGUUUCAGACAAGCAAUCUACACUACAUGUCCCCUAAACACAGUUUGGCAAGCAAAGCAUACAGUUGAGGGCUUGAGGCAGCUAUUUACCAUAAGUUGAAUACAUCUACCCGCUUGUUAAACCGCUACGCAUCAUUAGGUUUAUCUGACAUUCUGAUAGUGCCAUUCAAAGUUCACAGCAUACAUGAAUAUGAUAUACCGCCAUACCCGUAAGAGUUAUUGUUAGAGAGUGGUAUAAGAUCCAACAUAACAUUUUCUCAACAAUUCGAGUUGUUGAGACCAACUGGUUUAUAACAUGGUAUCAAAGUUGGUUUGAUCAAGUGGUCGUGUGUUCGAAUCUCCAUGACACCAAAUAUUAACUGUUUGAUUAAAGCACAACGUAUGGUGAACUGAUCUGUCCAAACUUCAAGCUCAUGAGUUGGCUUUCGUUUGAGGGACACAUGCACGAACGAAACACAAUUGAUUGUUGUCUCAGUUACCACGAAUUGAAAGUCUUUCUACCGUGCCUUGCUUCUUUACAAGUAGUUUGCACUUUCCCUCACUAUUUGGCAACCCAUACCAAGCUCAUUUUGUUACUUGUAGUAUGUUUAUGGGUUGCUUAGCGGUUUCAUGUUUUAGCUGGUUGGUUUAGUAUGUCAAUGUACUUCUUGGACACCACAUUUUUCUAGUGUGUUAUUAUUAUACUUGAGAGUUUUUCCCAUUUGUUUUUGCACGAGUCUUGGUACUACACCAUUGUUUGGUUUUAUAUGUUUUUUAAAAUGGUUUGUCGAGCUAGUAUUUUCGUUUGUAUAUUUUAUUUGUAAUUUUGAAGGAAAUGAAUUUGAUAUUUGGUA